CGCAGUGACACCCUCAGCUACUAGCAUGUGCACGUCGAAUUAAACCAUUAGUUUGUGUUAAUGUUCAUAAAAGCAGAGAAUCUAUUACUGAACAAUCUUGACAGUUAUUGUUGAUGUUAUCACGAUUAAACGCGAUAUCUUUAGAUAAAAAUAUCUCAAGCACAUAAGAGUUAUUCCUAGUUAAAAGAAGCUGUAUUGUAAGUGUUUUCAUUUGAAUAAAUACUAGUUAUAUUAUAAACAUAGGAUUGGAUAGACCGGACGCGGCUAGCUGUAUAAUUCACAAAGUAAGCACCAUGUCUAGAGUGAUAGGGCUGGGCAAGGCGGCGUUACGCAAGUACCCCCUGAUGACCAACACGGCUGUGUACGCCACCUUCUACACGGCGGCGGAACUGUCGCAACAGACCUUCAACAAAUAUAAUUCGCCAGAAAAGCCGGAGAUAGACUAUGCAGCGGCGGCGCGUAUCGUGGCUGUCGGCAGCUGCGUCUACGCUCCUACCCUGUAUUAUUGGUAUAAGUUCCUAGACUCGAAGUUCGUAGGUAAAGCGAUGAAGACGGUGGCCACGAAGGUGGUGAUCGACCAGUUCACAAUGACCCCGGUCCUACUAGCCAGCUUUUAUGUCAUACUCGGCUACUUAGAAGGCAGAGCUAACGUCUUUGAAGAGCUAAAAGAAAAGUACUGGAUGACUUUCAUCGCCAACCAGUGUUUCUGGAUCCCUGGUCAGACUAUCAACUUCUACUUCAUGCCUCCUCAGUUGCGGAUCGUCUACAUCUCAUCUGUUUCUUUUAUUUGGAUCAAUGUGCUUUGCUUCAUCAAGAGACAGAAGAUGAAUACUAGCCGUGAAAAGGAUCUAUGAGAAAGAAUUUAGCGGGAAUUUGAAGGGAUAAAAAAAGUAUUUAGAAAUAAUUAGGCUUAUACGAAAAAUGUUUCUGGCCUGUUUGCUGUAUUGCAUGUCUAAUGAAUUAUUAAUUAGUAAAGUACCAUUAAUUAUCUACCCAGAGCACUUUGAAGAACAUUCGAUUGACGGGCAUUUAUAUUUUUGAUAAUGUUAUAUGCAUAUUAGGUAGUUAAGUACGUUUCUAUUAAUUAGUUUAAAUAGUAGAACAGGUCCUAGUUUUUUACUCAAAGUAUUUAUUGUACGUAAUCCUAUACAGUG
Messenger RNA from Cydia strobilella, 1154 nucleotides. RefSeq names its product mpv17-like protein. Lineage: Eukaryota; Metazoa; Arthropoda; Insecta; Lepidoptera; Tortricidae. Gene Ontology annotation, cellular component: cytoplasm; membrane; mitochondrion. The record is from RefSeq and is a predicted model, not a curated record. Gene Ontology annotation, biological process: cellular response to reactive oxygen species. Bases 294 to 854 code for a protein of 186 amino acids. The transcript is spliced from 6 exons.